Papilio xuthus (Asian swallowtail) is the source of this 1453-nucleotide messenger RNA. Its product is annotated as transmembrane protein 214-like. The record is from RefSeq and is a predicted model, not a curated record. The annotation marks the transcript as partial. Gene Ontology annotation, cellular component: endoplasmic reticulum; Golgi apparatus. The transcript has 7 exons. NCBI's taxonomy places the organism in Eukaryota, Metazoa, Arthropoda, Insecta, Lepidoptera, Papilionidae.
CAUGCACUUCCUUCAAGUUCCUUCAGUUUGAUUUGACACUUUUUGUUAUUUGAUUUGUUUUUGACGUGUAACCUGUCGCUUUCCCUUUAUUUACAAAAAUCGAAUAAUUUAGUUAAAUCUAUUUUGAAACUCUAUAAACAUGUCGAGUGGCCAAUGGGAAGUUGUUGGAAAAAACAAAAAAUCCCAAAAUGGUAAGGUAAAAACGGGAAAAGACGACGAGAAGAAGCCUCAUAAAAACUUGCCGAAACUUGAAGAUAUUGUUCCACAUUCUCAAAUAAAAUCAUUUUAUUCGGGUAUGGAAAUUGAUGACACUAAAAAGCCGCCAAAAGAUAAAAAGAAGGAUGGAGAGAAAAAAGGUAAAAAGGACAAGAAAGCUGAACCUCCAAAGCCAAAGCCACCGAAAACUAUUGAGGGUGCAUUAGAAGCCAUUGACCCAUCCGAGCUUGCAAAUAUAAUAACAUCAAAUAAGAUUCGAUUUUCGAAUGCUCCAUUAGUAUGGUUGAAAGAAGUUGCCAGUUUUCUGAAUACGAAAAUACAAAUUGAUGUUGAAGAUCCAACAUUCUCCGAUUACGAUAUUUUAUAUCCAUUAAGCAGUACUCCUGUCGAUAUAAAGACCAGUUUGGAAAAGUUGCUACAGGAUGCUGGAAAAGCUAAUAUACAGCUGUUCUUUGAUGUUACUCUUACAGCUUUGGCUAAUGACAUGAGUAGAGGUCAAGCAGUAAAUGGCCAUAGACUACUUCUACAAAUGAUGGCUCACAUGUAUCCAGAGUUUUGUACAGCAUCAGUAGCCAAGAGUGCCAGUCUUAGAAAUUCUUAUCAGAACAGACCACCAAUUGGUCAAUCAUUGUUGUGGGCUUUUGGUCAAGGUGGUCUUAGUGAUUUCGAUGUUGGCAUGAAAGCCUGGCAAGAAUUAUUCCUUCCCAUAAUUGAGUUGAAGAGCUACACUAAAUAUAUAAUAACAUAUUUAUCAACGCUCUUGGAUACGCACGGUAAAAUGGAUGCAACGAAAAUAAGUCAGGAACAACUGUUUGCUAUGUUCGAUUUGGUAAACAAUAAGAAAAACAGUUUAUCCAAAGAGUUGUCAAGUGACCUUAUUCAACAAUUAAGUAAAUAUAAGGAUGUAUUUUUCAAUAAAAGUGGAAAUAAGUUGCAAGUUACAUUUAACCAAAUUAUGAAAAAGUUGCCCAAUCAAUACUUGAGCGGUAACAGCUUGGACCCUUACAAUAGGGUGCUGGUUGCCAGUUUGGUUGAUUGUUUGAGACGAGAUGACUCUUGUAACGCAACAUGGAGACAAUUAUUCCACAAAUGCACUAAACAAUCAGCUACCCUCCUAGAUUUUAUUAAUAGCAACUGGACUGAAGUAAGCCCAAAACUGAGACUGAAAUCUUUGAAAACUACGGUGCUGCAAUAUAAAGAAAUAAGUAAAGAUGCAUUAAAAGGGAAAAAGAAAGAC